Molecule: messenger RNA, 828 nt
Organism: Aspergillus alliaceus
Lineage: Eukaryota; Fungi; Ascomycota; Eurotiomycetes; Eurotiales; Aspergillaceae
Product: PIG-L family deacetylase
Exons: 1
Coding region: 1-828 (275 amino acids)
Biological process (GO): GPI anchor biosynthetic process
Cellular component (GO): endoplasmic reticulum
Molecular function (GO): N-acetylglucosaminylphosphatidylinositol deacetylase activity
Source: RefSeq, a predicted model, not a curated record
AUGAGGCUCAGCAACUUCCUUAGCAGCCUAGCUAUUCUUGGCCCUAUCACAUUAUCCGCUGCACAAACCCUCAAUAUCGUCGCACAUCAAGAUGACGAUCUCCUCUUCAUGUCCCCAGACCUUCUCAACGACGUCCGAUCAGGACGCGCCGUGCGCACGGUCUUCCUCACAGCCGGUGACGCAGGCAACGGUGAAGGCUACUGGACAGGCCGUCAGGCCGGUUCACUAGCAACCUACGCGCGAAUCGCAAAAGUCGACAAUGACUGGGAAGAAGGCGACGCAGGAAUCGAGGGAUUCGACAUCCCCGUGUACAGCCUGUCAGCUAAACCCCAAAUCGAGCUAGCCUUUCUACACAUCCCAGAUGGCAACAUGGACGGGUCAGGCUUCGCCUCCACAGGAAGUGUCAGUCUCCAGAAAUUGUGGGAGGAGAGCAUCGACCAGAUCGGAACGGUCGAUGCCUCUGGGACGACUUAUACCAAGGACGAACUUCUAGAUGUCCUCGUUGAUAUCAUCGAGAACUUCGACCCGGAUCGUAUCAAUACGCUUGACUAUGUCAAUGACGUUGGUAGUGGCGAUCACAGCGAUCACUAUACGACAGGGUAUUUUGCCGAUCAUGCGUCGCAGCUUGCUGAUAACAACGCGAACUUUUUCGGAUACAUGGGUUACCCGGUUAGAUCUCUGAGUCCGAAUUUGGAUGCUGCUACGAUUGCGGAUAAGAAAGAUAUAUUUUACUUCUAUGCUGGGUAUGACGCAGGUACUUGUCACUCCGAUGAGGGUUGUGCUGGGAGGCCUGAGUUGGAUUGGUUGGCGCGUCAGUACAUGGUGUAG